This is a messenger RNA of Maudiozyma barnettii, 753 nucleotides long. RefSeq names its product glycerol-1-phosphatase HOR2 (gene GPP2). Gene Ontology annotation, biological process: glycerol biosynthetic process; response to osmotic stress. Gene Ontology annotation, molecular function: sn-glycerol 1-phosphatase activity; beta-phosphoglucomutase activity. Lineage: Eukaryota; Fungi; Ascomycota; Saccharomycetes; Saccharomycetales; Saccharomycetaceae. Bases 1 to 753 code for a protein of 250 amino acids. The transcript has a single exon. The record is from RefSeq and is a predicted model, not a curated record.
AUGCCUCUAACACAAAAACCCCUAUCUGUCAAAGUCAAUGCCUGUCUAUUAGAUGUAGAUGGUACAAUUAUUAUCUCCCAACCUGCAAUUGCUGAAAUGUGGAGAGAUUUCGGUAAGGAUAAACCUUAUUUUGAUUCAGAACAUGUCAUUAAAAUUUCUCAUGGUUGGCGUACAUAUGAUGCAAUUGCAAAAUUUGCACCAGAUUAUGCUACUCAUGAAUAUGUCGCUAAAUUGGAAGGUGCAAUCCCUGAAAAAUAUGGGAAAUUUGCUGUUCAAGUACCUGGUUCCGUUCAAUUUUGUAAUGAUAUGAAUAAAUUACCAAAGGAAAAAUGGGCUGUAGCUACAUCCGGUACUUUUGAAAUGGCAUCUCAAUGGUUUAAAUUCUUAGGAAUUAAAAGACCAGAAAAUUUUAUUACUGCUUCAAGUGUUAAACAAGGUAAACCUGCUCCUGAAUGUUAUUUAAAAGGUAGAAACGGUUUAGGUUUCCCAGUAAAUAAAGAAGAUCCAAGUACAUCCAAAGUAUUUGUAUUCGAAGAUGCUCCUGCAGGGAUUGCAGCUGGGAAAGCAGCUGGUUGUAAAAUUGUGGGUAUUGCGACUACAUUCGACGCUGAUACUUUGAAAGAAAAGGGAUGUGAUAUUAUCGUUAAAAACUUUGAAUCAAUUAUUGUUGGCGGAUAUGAUUCAAAUACUGAUGAAGUGGAAUUGAUUUUCAAAGAUUAUAUAUAUGCUAAGGAUGAUCUUUUGAAUUGGUAA